AUGGCCCGUCUCAGCAUUUCAUUCCUCUCGGUGCUGCUUGUGCUGGCCGCGCUGGCCAUGUCAGUGCCUGUCAAGCGUGACGAAGCCAAGGCCGGAGCCCUCAGUCUGGACAGUGCCCUUGGUCCUCUGGGAGGCGUCACCAAGAUGAUUCCCGGCCUCGACCAGGACGACGGAAAGCCCAAGAUGUCCGAGGAGGAAAAGAAGCAGAGGAAGGAGCAGGAAGAGGAGCAGCAGAAGAAGGAUGACGAAGCCACCAUCGCCAAGGCCAAUAAGAAGAUCGCUGAGGCUGAUGGAGAUGCCCAACCCACUCCUACUGCCACCACCAAGAACAACAAGUCCUCUGGCAACUUUGUGACUCCCUCUGCUACUCCCACCCACAAGGCCAAGUCCAAGCCCAACGCCUUGGGCAAGAUCCCCAUCGUAGGUGGUCUCCUUGGAGGAUCUGGAGUUGGCCUUUAA
Messenger RNA from Penicillium salamii, 459 nucleotides. NCBI's taxonomy places the organism in Eukaryota, Fungi, Ascomycota, Eurotiomycetes, Eurotiales, Aspergillaceae. The record is from the annotation of a GenBank genome assembly.